This is a messenger RNA of Haliotis rufescens (red abalone), 5722 nucleotides long. RefSeq names its product transmembrane protein 183-like. Gene Ontology annotation, biological process: regulation of protein stability. NCBI's taxonomy places the organism in Eukaryota, Metazoa, Mollusca, Gastropoda, Lepetellida, Haliotidae. Bases 132 to 1214 code for a protein of 360 amino acids. The transcript is spliced from 5 exons. Gene Ontology annotation, molecular function: protein binding. Gene Ontology annotation, cellular component: SCF ubiquitin ligase complex. The record is from RefSeq and is a predicted model, not a curated record.
CCAGGUGACGCUGACGGGCACUUGUCAAUAUGGCGCCCGGACCUCCAAGAAUUUUUCUUUCCUCUCUAUUUAUUUUCUUCAAAGGAAACAACAAAAAUGACGCAUAAAUCUGGUGACAGCAAUGUAGCAUCAUGCCUAGGGUGGGUAGAAAAGGGAGGCAGCAAAAGAAAGCGGUUUACAGCACAUUUAGUGAUGUGACAUUGAAUGAUUAUGCAAAUGCUGACAAGGGAGGAGGGACAUCUUUUCGAGUCAAGAAAGGAGCCGCCAAGGCAAUUGAAAAAGAAGUACGGCAACUGCUGAAAGAGCCAGCAGGGACAGUGGCCACUGUGGGGGAGGACCUGAGCUGGUUUGAGAAGGACUUGGAGGACUUCCACAUUGCCACAGAGGACGACAAGGAUCAGAAUGUGGAGGACAAUGGCGAAGGUGAAACUGUUGUUGAAACAAGGCGCCGCCGCCGCAAGACCAAGUCACAGUCUGAAGGAGAUGAAAAAGGAAUAGUCUAUCCUUAUGAUUUGUGGUACCAGCUCAGUUUGCAUGUCCAUCCAGAAGAUGUGGGACGCUUUGCUGCCAUUUGUCGCACUGCCUGUUGCCUCGUCUAUUCCAGCGCUUUCUGGCGGAACAUGUAUCUCAGGUAUUUCGAAAAGUCUGUGAAGCUGCCUGAUGAUCUUCAACCAUCCAAUAUAGAACGCAUCCGUGGAUUACGAGCCCGCGUGAUCCGCUCCAUGUUCUACCUCUAUCGACCGCUGGCGGGCAGGACCACACCCCUCGUACCAUUUGAAAACGAGCCCCACGAGCUACAGGGACAGCGCUGUCACCUGUCUUGGCACCAGCCUGUGAAAAACAUGUGGAACUUCUGCUUCAAGUUCAGCAAGGGACAGACUCCUACUCGUCCAUUCCUACCAACAAAAAUGGCAACAAAACACGACUUGCUUCCUGGCUACAAUGAUCUCUUUUACAACACCGAGGAUGGAUGUCGAAUCCUGCAGGUGACAGUUCAAAACUUCGUUGCCAUUCCAAUGGUCAUGGGGUUAGUCUUGAGCAAGGUUUACCUUACUAUCAGUGCACAGAUAAGAUACUACCGUCUCCGCAUGUUGUUUGACACCAGUUUGCAGGGAGGUAACUCUAACUCAGCUGAGAUGAUCGUUGACCUUGACCCUGUUGUGGACAUCCGAGUUUUACCUUGGUGGGAUCCAAAGUAUCCCUUCACAUGUUGACCUUGUUACCAUGGUUACCGAGUUCAGGUUUUUUUACAGACUAUGUUUUUAAAAGCAGUGGUUAUUGAGGGAACCUAGUUUUUAUCAAUACAGGACAUAUUUAUUUGAUAUUCACUUUACUGUUAUAUAUGUCUGCGUUGUGUUCUGUUUCAGCUGGUUACCAUGGUAACUGAUAUGAUCAUUCAUUUAAAAAAGUUACAGGACAUUUGUUAUGGUUCAAAUUAUUGCUCUUAAAGCAAUGUAUAGAGAUAGGGUUUUGUAAUUAUUUUUUGGGUUAUUAUAUGAAACAUUGGAUAAUUGUCGUAUUUUGUUUCACUUUAUAAUCUAUGGAAGAUUAAACAAAAAAAUAAUUAUAUUUUGGGGAUUUAUAGCACUUAUUCAGUUAUUAGAUGUUAUGCAAAGUAAUUUGGGUGUAGUAGUCUUGUCCACACAAAAAAGGCGUUUUAUUGAGUCGAUUAGACCAGAACAAUUGUUUAUUUGUUUGUUGAUUUGUCUGGUGAGGAAGUGACAGCGAUCUUGUUUUGAAUUGAUAAAUACAACAUGUACAUUGGAUAAGUACAUUAGUAGUUCUGAUUGAUGGCAGAAUCUUGUCAUCAUCGUCACAGAGAGUAUCAAAUAAAUAUCACCCAAAAAUAUAGAAUGUUCAUGGUUUAUACAGUUUUGUACUGUACUGUGCUAGCCUGAAUAUAUUGCAAUAUGUGAAAAUCUGACUGUUAGAUCAGUGUGAAUCAUAACAUUUGAAUCCAUCUUCCUGGAACUGACAAAUUGCCAAAGUCUAGUCCUCGUUUAAAUCUUUAAAAAAUCACCACUACAUAAUCAUUUUUCGAUUUUUAUCUCAGCAGCCAUCCCAAUUGCGUGGAUCGAUGCUCAUGAUAUCAAUCACUGGAUUGUCUUGUCCAGCCUCGAUUAUUUACAGACCGCCAUCGUAAAGCUGGAAUAUUGCUGAGUGCGGCGUUAAACAACAGACCAAACAAUCAAAUCAUAUGGAACAAAUACAAUGUACUCAAUGAAAACAAUCAGAAAACAUGCAUAGCUAGAUUUCAUAUUGAUCAUGUAGUCAUUCCAUUCUGUCUUUGAGAUAAGGUAGGUGUCCUUCUGACAUAUCAGUAAUCACUUUUAUCAAGAAAUGGUAUAUUUGUAUUAAUAUACAUAUUUUUUCAUUUUUUAUUUUUUCUCUUUGCUCAAACUUACAUUAUGAAACUUUUUGUGUGACUCUCCAUCUUUGUAAGUGAGCGUGGACAUGGUCAGACCAAUUCAAACUAAUGUCAUUUUAAAGGAUAUAAUGUUUGUGUAGGUUGGUGUGGGGUUAAUGUCUCGUUUGCCCUAUAAAUCUUUAUUCUUCAGUUGGUAAGUGGGACAUAAUUAGUUUUAGAGGAAUAUUACAGCUAUGGCUAUAAUGUCUGAUUGUUGACCAUUGUUACUCAUUAUAUUUCGAGAAACUUUUGUAAAAGAAAAUCAUAAAAAAGAAAUGGUAGCGUUUGGGUUAUACCGUAUUCGAUGUAAUGAGCGCCCUCGGCGCUCACAAAAUUAGAAAUAGGUGGUUCUUAUUAGAAUAUUGUUUGGGUGAGUAAAAGUUGAGUUGAAAGAUAAAUUUUCGUGGUUUAUGCUGACAGCCUGAAAUGUUUAUGUACUACAGAUAUAUUUUCCAGAAUUUAAUUGCCCAUAAUCAAGGGUGCAUAAAACACACGAGUGCGUAUUAUGCACAAAUAAAUAAGUCUUGUGUACAUUGAUCAAUCGGAAGGGGUGAUAAUUGGGAUUGUUUACUAGCCAAUAUAUUAGCAAAUAUCGCCAUGGGCGCUUAUUACGUUGAAUAAUAAGGACAUUACACCAUAACCAUUAUUCUGGAUUAACAAGGUUAAGUGUACAUCUUUAAGAUGGGAUUGUCUGGAUUAACACGGUUAAAUGUACAUCUUUAAAGAUGGUAUCGUGUGGAUUAACAAGGUUAAGUGUACUUCUUUAAGAUGGGAUCGUCUGGAUUAACAAGGUUAAGUGUACAUCUUAAAGAUGGGAUUGUCUGGAUUAACAAGGUUAAGUGUACAUCUUUAAGAUGGGAUUGUCUGGAUUAACAAGGUUAAGUGUACAUCUCUAAAGUGGUCUCAUCUGGAUUAAGAGUGAGUGAGUUGGGUUUACCGCCCCUUUUAACAGUAUUCCAGUUAUAUCGUGGUGUGUCAGCUUAAUCUGAGAGGAAAGCCCGAAGUGAUGCAGGUCUCAGACGUUUACCACUUCAGUGAAACCCACGAGCACGGGUAUGGUGCUGACAAACCUAGAAACAUAAUCGGGGCGAACCGGGAUUCAAACACACAAUCAUAGGUUUCUGGCGUGUCCAUGGGACGCAACUGUGCACAGCAAAUCGCUGCACCUUAGACGACCGGGCCACCCGUGCCCCCUCCGGAUUAAGAGGGUCAGUGUACAUCUUUAAGAUUGAGUGAAUUGUUCACCCCCUUUACAUGCAAUCUUCAGAAGAGAGGGACCUUGACCUACCAUAUUUACCUUGAGUGACAGAAAUUCACAUCAAAAGUGCAAGUGUAGAGUUGACUUUCUAUUGAAUGAUCUAUUCAAUGUUCUGAGAAAGGGGUAUGAAUCUAUUGACUGCUUUCCUUUUCGUUAAGAUGUGUGAGUAGCCUAGUGGUUGAGGUGUUCCUUUCGUUUUGCAGGAAUUGUAUGUUCUGUACCUCUCAUGGGUACAUCAUGCUGUCCAUCACAGUAAUCAGGAUGUUGUAAUGGUAAGGGGAUGACCGUGUGAUACUUGGGGGAAGUGGAUAUUCUGUUCCCCAAAAUUGAUGGAAGAACAAAAUGUCCUCAGGAUGUAAAAACAAAUAUACUCUUCAAAAAAAGAAAUGCAAAGCCAUAUUUGUGUGAGGUAGGAAAAUACAUUUAUACAAGGAAUCAUACAAGGUAUUGAGCCAAAAUGUUCUGGAGAGAACACUUGGUGAUCGUAGUCUUCUCAGUUAGGGGUACAUAGGAAAAGUCUGAGGUGAAGGUCAGAUACCAUCAAUAGCGCGUCUAGAUGUUGUGAAAAAUAAUAUUCUGUCUCAAACAACCCAACAACCCCACCCCACCCUCCUUUUCAAGCAGUCAAAAAUAUUGAUUGUUCUAUUAUUAUUGAAUAUUUCAAACUAGAUCCAGACAAAAUGUGUGCCAUUCUUAAUCCAUUUGAUUGUUUUCUCUAGUGAAAAUGGUAUUAAUAGCAUGAACGUAAUUGCAACUUGUUUUACUUUUGCUUGUUCUGUUAUUCAUUAUGACGAAUAAAAUAAAUGAAUGUAAUGCCAGAACCUGUAUAAAGUGUAAUUUGUUUGACUGAAGAGGUGCACGUUAACUGGCACAGUAAUACGAAGAGAAAUUUCUGUUUACUGUUUUAAUGACUACUCUUCGAAAACAGAAAUUUUUUCCACGUACUGAAAUAUAUGCAGUUUCUCAUACUUCCACAGAAAAAAUCCAAAUAUUUCAGAAAUAAAGCUAAAAAAUGGCGUGAACUGGUCAAAAAUGAAAAAUGAAUCUAUAUUGCUCCAGUCAUGAGAUUAAAAUGAGACCUUCCUUCUGAACGAUUUUCCCCUAUUUUUCAAGUAGAAGUUAAUCAAUUAGUAAUACGGUUAUAAGGGGUAUCAUGAUACGCCUACCUUGUGUAUCGAUACAUAUGAUGAUACCUGAGGCAAGAUACAACACUAUCGCAAUAAUUAAUUUGCACUGUCUUUGUGGGUACUUCUCCAUGUUCCAAGUGGCCUGGCUAAUAAGAGUCAACCAGUUUAACUCCAAAGACUGGUUAUUUAAGAUUAGUUCUUUAAGUGUUAUGCAAUCAGUUUUAGUGUUUUGUUUUAAGAUAGGUGCCAAGGAAUUCAAGCCCUAAUUAUGAGACCAGGGCCCACUUGCACAAAGCAAUCUUAGCGCUAAGAUGAUCAUAACACCCAUACUUUAACAUAGGCUUACAAUAGUCUUAGCGCUAAGAUGAUCGUAACGCCCAUACUUUAACAUAGGCUUACAAUAGUCUUAGCGCUAAGAUCACUUUGUGCAAGUGGUCCCUGGUAAUUGAAAAUCUUUGUAAAUAUAACAUUUUGAAAAAUCGAUAAAUACCUCAAAUGUAAAUCGAUACAUGGGUAGGGGUAACAUACGCCGGAUCGGAAAGUUUAAGUUCAUGAUGCAUUUUAUCGGUACCUAUAUUUUAAGACAAUUUUUUGCGGAUACACAGCCCCAAUGAUGAGCCAGACAAUGAAACAAGCUGAACAAAAUGUUGAUCCACAUGAAACAUAGGGGGAAAAAGUGACAGAUAUAACUGAUAGACAUUUUGUAAUCAUCAGGUUUGAUUUUAAGCAAAUAUUUGUAAUUGUUUGUUUUAUUACAGAAUUAGAUGGCUGUGAGUUGAACAGUCUCAUCUGAAAUCGUUAAAAUAUUGUCCAAUUGUAUGUAGGCAGGUCAACCUGAUGGCAAUGCUUACAACUAACAAGUCACUUGUUUGUUUUGUUUGUUCAACAGAACAACGAUGUUUCAAUGGGAAUAAAAGACAUCUUGUUAAA